Diversispora eburnea is the source of this 261-nucleotide messenger RNA. Lineage: Eukaryota; Fungi; Glomeromycota; Glomeromycetes; Diversisporales; Diversisporaceae. The record is from the annotation of a GenBank genome assembly.
AUGCCAAUUUGCGUAGAAUGUGGAGCACCAGUGACAAACUUAUAUACAGAAUAUAGUAAAGGGAAUAUUCACUUAACUCAUUGUGAGAAAUGUAAAAAAUUUGCAGAUAAAUAUAUCGAACAUGAUUUCGUUAUAAUUUUUAUCGAUAUGCUUUUACAUAAACCACAAGUUUAUAGACAUUUAUUAUUUAAUCGAUUAGAAUAUAGAGAUUAUGGAGUAGCCAAAUGUAUUGAAGCUUGGAAUAUUGUUAAUACUUUUUGA